Messenger RNA from Myzus persicae (green peach aphid), 3077 nucleotides. It is a transcript of the gene Mfe2, whose product is annotated as peroxisomal multifunctional enzyme type 2. Gene Ontology annotation, molecular function: oxidoreductase activity. Lineage: Eukaryota; Metazoa; Arthropoda; Insecta; Hemiptera; Aphididae. The coding region runs from base 286 to 2451 and encodes 721 amino acids. The transcript has 17 exons. The record is from RefSeq and is a predicted model, not a curated record. Gene Ontology annotation, cellular component: cytosol.
GAAAAUUACUGUCUCCAACGGAAUACGAUUCCCCACUCGUAGUCUGGUGCGCACGGAGUUUUUGAAUAAUUUUUAUUAAAUAUUAUGCAGUUCAUGCAAAUUGCUCUUGAAUCAUAAUUACAUGAUUCACGUCGAUAAUUCACCUCACAAAUUCUGUAGGUGACCAAACGUUUGGAGCUCUCGAUUUCCAGGUUUGAAGAUCGUACCUAUCUCCAAAGCAAUUAUUCAUUGUAAAUACCACUUUUUACGUCAAUAUCCAAUAGUCUAGAAUUGUUAAAAUACAACAUGGACAAAUUACGCUUUGAUGGACGAGUGGCAAUUGUCACUGGAGCUGGUGCAGGUUUGGGUAAAGCUUAUGCGUUAUUAUUUGCUGAGCGUGGAGCUUCCGUCGUUGUCAACGAUCUUGGAGGAAGUCGAUCUGGAGAUGGUAGCAGUAGCAAAGCUGCAGAUUCUGUUGUAGCAGAAAUCCGCUCUAAAGGUGGAAAAGCUGUACCCAAUUAUGACUCUGUAGUUGAUGGUGAUAAAUUAGUACAGACUGCACUUGAGAACUUUGGUCGUAUUGACAUAGUAGUGAAUAAUGCUGGAAUACUAAGAGAUAAAUCGUUUGCACGAAUAAGCGAAUCUGACUGGAAUUUGGUACAUGAUGUUCAUUUAAAAGGUGCUUUUAAAGUAACACAAGCUGCAUGGCCUCAUUUUCGUAAACAAAAUUAUGGUAGAGUUAUUGUCACAAGUUCUAAUUCUGGUUUAUAUGGAAAUUUUGGACAAGCAAACUACUCGGCUGCCAAAUUGGGUCUAGUGGGUCUUUGUAACACUAUGGCAAUUGAAGGUAGGAAAAACAAUAUCAACUGUAAUGUUAUCGUACCAACAGCAGCAUCUCGACUAACUGAAGAUAUUUUACCACCGGAUUUCUUUGCCGAAUUAAAACCUGAACUAAUUGCUCCUGUUGUUGUCUGGCUUUGUCAUGAGGACUGUGAUGAAAACGGUUCUAUUAUUGAAUCAGCUGCUGGAUGGGCUACAAAAUGUCAUUUGGUGAGAGGAACUGGUGCUAUACUUAGACACAAGAUUACAGACACAGUGGCUCCAGAAAAUGUCCGUGAUGUUUGGAAUCAGUUGACUGAUAUGUCCCAGGCAACUAGACUGGAUUCUAUUGAAGAAGCAUCUUCAACUUUAUUAGGAGUUUUAGAUGAAAUAAAAUCUGGUCCAGUAGAAACCUCAAAUGAAGCUAGUGGUGUGUUCAGUUACAAUUACCGAGAUUCCAUUCUUUAUGCUAUUGGAGUUGGAGCAAAUGUAAAAGAAGAAAGUGAUUUACAAUACUUAUAUGAAUCUCAUGAAAAUUUCUCUACAAUACCUACUUAUGCAGUUUUACCUAGUUUGAUGGCUACUAUGGGUAGUAGUGUAAUAACUGAGGCGAUACCUGGUAGAGAGUUUGAUUUAUCUCAGGUUUUGCAUGGUGAACAAUAUUUAGAACUACACAAGCCCUUUCCAACUGAAGCUAAACUUACAACUAAAAUUUGUAUUUCUGAUGUUUUGGAUAAAGGAAAAAAUGCUAUUAUUGUUGUUGAUGGUAAAACAUAUGAUGAAUUUGGUGAUUUGAUUGUCACAUCACAAAUAUGUACUUUUGUUGUGUCAGCUGGAGGAUUUGGAGGGAAACGAGUUUCAAGUGUUAUGAUUCCAAUACUUGAUGAACCUAAACGGUCUCCAGAUUCUACCGUUACUGAGAAAACUUCUGUAAAUCAAGCAGCCGUUUACAGAUUAUCCGGUGAUCUAAAUCCUUUACACAUAGAUCCAUCAUUUGCACUUGCUGCUGGUUAUCAAGUGCCAAUACUUCAUGGUUUAGCAACUCUUGGUAUUUCAGUAAGACACAUACUCAAACAAUUUGCUGAUAAUGAUUCAAAAUUAUUCAAAUCACUUAAGGUGAGAUUCAGUAAACCAGUUGUACCAGGCCAAACAUUGUGCACAUCAAUGUGGAGAGAAGGGAACCGCAUUCACUUCAAAACUACAGUAUCAGAGACAAACGACACAGUUCUAUCAGGCGCUUACAUGGAAUUACACGAAGUUAGAUUGCCAGCCAAGCCACAUGUGGUCUUGUGCUCUGGUAAAGUUGAAGAACUGCCUAGCGAUGCAGUAUUCGAGGGUAUGAAAGAACGUAUAGAAUCUAAUCCAAGCUUAUUAAAAUCUAUUAAUGGGGUCUUUGUUUAUCAUAUCACAAAAAGUGGUAAAGUCACUAGUACAUGGACCGCAGAUUUGAAGACUGGUAAAAUCUAUCGAGGAGAACCUGAAAAAGGCGUUAAAGCAGAUACGACAUUGACUAUUGAUGAUACAGAUAUGAUUGAUUUGGCUCUUGGAAAGCUAAAUCCUCAAAUGGCAUUUAUGAAAGGUAAAUUGAAAAUCAAAGGAAACAUCAUGUUAGCACAAAAAUUAAAAGCAUUAAAUACUGAGUCCAAAUUGUAAAGGUAAUUUAUUGUUUUGGGAAUUCGAGGAAUUUAAUUUAAUAUAAGGUUUAUGGUAUGGUGUUAAGGGUAGGGAUUUUGUCUUGGAUCAUUAUUUUAAGAUAAAGUAUUGUUGAACAUUUUUUAUAUCUUUUAUUUAUUUAUUUAUCUACAUGUUUAAUAAUAUUUUAUAUGUAAUUUGUUAAUUAUUAUUGUUUAAAUUUCUUUCUUUUUUACCGAGUGAUAUUUAUAAUAAAUGAAUGUAUUAUUUAUUAAUGGUUAUUAAUCUCAUUUAUCACCAUUGUUUGUGUAGUAUUUAAUUAUAAAACCGGUCAAAUAAUUAAUCCUUAAAAUAUUUCCUUAAACUUAAAUGUAUGUGGUUUUAUACAGUUACUAUUUUGUGUUAAAUAUAAAACAUUUUUAAUAUAUUAUAUAUUAAAUAAAGGAGAAUAUAUACAGUAAGAUGAAAACUCAAAUCAUAUAAUAACUUUGAUGUGUUACUUUAUUUAUGUCCAAUAAAAUAUUAAAAUACAAUACAAUAAGGAAAGAUAAACGUGCUGUAGGGCAAGGUGAAACCAUGGGGAAUGACGUCAACAAUAACAUAAAAUAAAAUAAUAAGAUAAAAAUAAACUAUAAAACUUUUAAAAA